Molecule: messenger RNA, 1934 nt
Organism: Bactrocera oleae (olive fruit fly)
Lineage: Eukaryota; Metazoa; Arthropoda; Insecta; Diptera; Tephritidae
Source: RefSeq, a predicted model, not a curated record
GUAUCGACCGUGAACAUAUGCCUGGGGAAAAGAAGAAGAGAGGUUUUGUUUUCAUUUUUAUUAAUAAAUAUUUUACUCAAUUAUCGAUUUUUAUUUGAUUUGCUGAAUAUCAAGGUUUAGUAAUACUGCAGUCAAUAAUGUGGAGCAAAUAUUUUAAAUAAUAUACAGCUAAUAUAUGGAUUCAUUAAGGCUGUACAAGAAAAGAAUAACACAAUGAAUAUAGAACUCGCCAGCUUCGAAUUGAGCUCCGAAGCAUUAAUUGGAUCUCUAUUAGCAUUAUGCGCGAUAUUCGCUUUUUGCCGCAAUUUAUUACUAGAGGAUGUUAUUUGUAUUCCUGGAAAAACUAAGCAUAGCUGGAAGUCUAUCAAAAUAUUAGAUAAGGCAUGUUAUUGCAACGCUUGUGAAAUUCUGUUAACUAAUGCAGAGGGUCUCUUUUGCGAUUGCUGUGGUAUUUGUACCCAUUCCGCCCAUGCCUGUACCAAAAAAAUUGAUACUAAUUUUAAAUGUAAAGAUAAAUGGCUCCGUCAUGAAAAGGUCAUGCGUCAUUUAUGGAUUCGUGGUAACUUGCCAGUUGGCGUUGGUUGCUCAUUAUGUGAUGUUGAAAUCGAUUACCAUGCAACAGCGGGUCUCUUUGGCUGGCGGUGCGCUUGGUGCCAACGCUGCUAUCACAAUAACUGCUAUAAAAGUAUUGAUACAAGAGCUGAAUGCGAUUUGGGAGAAUUUCAGGAUAUGAUAUUUCCACCGUAUUGCAUUAUUGCUGCACGUACACGUGAGUCUGUGCGAUUGCAUUUGGCUGGUAUUAAACCACCUAACAUUGAAGGUUGGGAACCUUUAAUUGUUAUUGCCAAUACGAGAUCUGGCAGCAGUACCGGGUCACAUGUGGUAGCAUUGCUUCGCGGUUAUUUGCAUCCACUUCAAGUAAUGGAGUUGGGUGGUCGGGGACCACAAGAUGCUAUGCAAUGGGCUGCAAAAACCAGUCCGCGUCCUUGUCGAAUCUUAGUUGCAGGUGGGGACGGAACAGUAGGAUGGGUGUUAAAUACUAUAUCUGCGCUUAAUAUAAAGCCUGUGCCCUCAGUUGCAAUCAUGCCUUUGGGGACAGGAAAUGACCUUUCACGGGUAAUGGGUUGGGGUUCGCAACCUCCUAAUAUUUUGGACCCUGUUACAAUACUCAGAAAUAUAAAAAACGCACGAUCAGUAAAUUUGGAUCGUUUCGAUUUACAAAUUGAAAAACUGUAUUAUCGUUUACCAAUCCAGAGACAUCCUAUCAAAACGAUACAUGUCUAUAAUUACUAUAGUAUUGGAGUAGAUGCAUUGGUCACUUAUAAUUUUCACAAAACUCGAGAAUCUCGAUUUUACUUGUUGAGUAGUCGAAUUUUUAAUAAGUUAAUAUAUUUUGGCUUCGGCACACAACAAAUUGUUCAACGCGAUUGCGAACGGAUCGAACAAAAACUAGAUCUAUACUUGGAUGGUCAUAUUGUAGAAUUACCAGAAUUGCAAUCAAUUAUAUUCCUUAAUAUUGAUUCAUGGGGAGCUGGUUGUAAAUUAUGCGAACUUAGCAAUUCAGAUUCAAAAUGUAAGAUGGAAAAUUCAAUUUCGGAUGGCAUGUUAGAGGUUUUUGGACUUGUGUCGUCCUUUCAUAUGGCACAAUUGCAGUGUGGCAUAAGUAAACCAGUGCGCAUCGGUCAAGCUAAACAAAUACGAAUUGUUAUAAAGUCUACCUGCCCAAUGCAAUCGGAUGGAGAACCAUGGAUGCAGACUCCUGCCGACAUACGUUUACAAUCCCGCAGUCAGGUACGCAUGUUGAAGCUUGAGAGCUAGUGCAUAUGUUUAAAUGUUAAAAUGUACAUAAAGUCUAAUUAUUUAUAUGUACAUUUUUAUAAAUUCUAUACAUGAUUUAAUAAAAGUAACUAGUCAACCUAAAUAAUAACAGUUGA